AUGUUGCGCUGGUACCAGAGCAAAUUGGCCAAGAGGCCCAUCCUCACAGCCAGUAUUACGAGUGCGGUGUUGUUUGGCAGCGGUGAUGUCCUAGCCCAACAGGCUGUUGACCGGAGAGGCCUUGAGAAGCACGACUUUGCUCGCACCGGGCGCAUGGCCCUCUAUGGUGGAGCUGUCUUCGGUCCCGUCGCCACCGCUUGGUUCGGUAUCCUCCAGCGCCAUGUCGUUCUCAAGGGCACUGCCAGUACCACCGUCGCCCGCGUCGCCGCCGAUCAGAUGUUCUUCGCACCUGUUCAGUUGACCUGCUUCCUAUCCUCGAUGGCUAUAAUGGAGGGCCUUGAUCCGAUCGAGAAGUGGAAGAAUGCGUUUGCGCCUGCUUACAAGGCCAACCUGAUGGUCUGGCCUUUUGUUCAGGGUGCCAACUUUGCCUUUGUUCCCCUGGAGCUGCGAGUGCUGGUGGUCAACAUUGUCAGCUUGGGGUGGAAUUGCUUCCUCAGCUUGAUGAACAGCGGCGAGGAGUAA
Penicillium subrubescens is the source of this 522-nucleotide messenger RNA. RefSeq names its product Mpv17/PMP22 family protein. The record is from RefSeq and is a predicted model, not a curated record. Gene Ontology annotation, cellular component: mitochondrion; cytoplasm; membrane. The transcript is spliced from 5 exons. Lineage: Eukaryota; Fungi; Ascomycota; Eurotiomycetes; Eurotiales; Aspergillaceae. Bases 1 to 522 code for a protein of 173 amino acids.